AUGUCCACAGACGACCAGGAACCACACCUUAUUAGCAGUAUACAUCCUGAGGAGUCAAAAUCGAAGGCAGAAAUACAAGUUCCUGUGGAGGCUACCCACCAUGGAAAGAGUACCUUUGCCUAUAAUGACAAGACCGGAUCUCCAAACAUAGAGCAGCCACGUUUCAAACCCUUCUAUAUUCCCUCAACUCAUAAUGUUCACCAGCAACAGUCGUAUGAGUUCACUCCACAUCUACAGACUGAAGAGGCGGAGGAGAGGCUGGUCAAUGAAAUGGCAGAUCGCCUCGAGGCCAAUGUGUACACUCCCUGUGUCCUUGGCCUGCUGUCAAACCACGAUUGCAGCAGCUCUUUGGGUUGCUGUUCCUACCCGGUGAAUGAAUGUACAGCGGGACAGCACUUCAUCUUUAUGGUCCCUGACCCUUUGGUAGAGCCAACAGGGGCCUCACUUCGACACCGUUCUAGGGACGGUGAUGUGUCCUGCACACCCCAGAGAUUGACCUCUAACCCUGACCUCUACACUGUGCCCUUGGAUGGCUGUGGAGUUCACAGACAUGUGGCUGGUCAGACAGAGGUUCACCUGUUAGAAGUCCAUGGUAUCCAGGUUCCUUACGACGACCAAUCCAAGAAUGACGUCUCUCCUGUCAGGUUGAUGGUGGAAUGUAGGUCAUCGCCAGGUUCUCCAGGUAAGGUGAAAUUUCAGAUCAUGAGUCCAUCUCAGGCACCACCUGUUCAAACUACACCCGCCACAGUGACCGUCCAACUGAGAAUCGCCACAGACAACUCUUUUACCAAAUACUACCCAGAGGCUCACCUGCCCCUCGGCCUCAUUCAAGGCAGACCACUGUACUUGGAGGUGAGCUUAUUGAAUCCUCCAGAGCCUGGCUUGGUGCUGCUGGUUCACUACUGCCUGGCUUACACCCACCCUCCAUAUGCCAGCUGGAUGCUCAUUUAUGACGGCUGUCCUAGCCGAGAUGACGCCCUGCAUCUAUCUCAGCCUCUUGCACCACCUCACACCCAGAGGCUCACAGUCACCAGCUUCUCUUCUCUGCCCUCAAAAAUAAAUAACAGAGGCUUUUUCCAACUAGAGGACCCAGAGAUCCACUUUUUGUGCUCCACAGAUGUUUGUUCUUCUGCGGAUGGUGACUGCACCGUCGGCUGCCUCAGCGUGUAA
This is a messenger RNA of Lampris incognitus (smalleye Pacific opah), 1170 nucleotides long. RefSeq names its product zona pellucida sperm-binding protein 1-like. Bases 1 to 1170 code for a protein of 389 amino acids. Gene Ontology annotation, biological process: binding of sperm to zona pellucida; prevention of polyspermy. Gene Ontology annotation, cellular component: egg coat. NCBI's taxonomy places the organism in Eukaryota, Metazoa, Chordata, Actinopteri, Lampriformes, Lampridae. The record is from RefSeq and is a predicted model, not a curated record. Gene Ontology annotation, molecular function: structural constituent of egg coat; acrosin binding. The transcript has 9 exons.